Molecule: messenger RNA, 2421 nt
Organism: Mixia osmundae IAM 14324
Lineage: Eukaryota; Fungi; Basidiomycota; Mixiomycetes; Mixiales; Mixiaceae
Exons: 4
Coding region: 1-2421 (806 amino acids)
Source: RefSeq, a predicted model, not a curated record
AUGGAUGGCCAGCAGAGCUUUGUCGCCGGCGAUCUUGACAGCUACAAGAGCAUCAUACAGGGCGUCAGACAGCGGCGCUCGCAAUACUUUGACGAUGCAGCAGCCAAUUUGAGCCCAUGCAGAAAGUCCUACGACAACUCUGCAGCCAGCAGCCCAGAACAGUCCAGAUUCCGGCAUGACCUCUCGUCAAAGCGUGCAAGCUGGGUUGAAGGCUUGGAACGAGACUUGGUACUUUCCGCCCAGGUUGGGCAAGCCCUCCUCACCGAGCAGCGAGAAUUGCAAGAAUCACUCCGACAGGCGCAAGCUGCCAAGGAUCAGCUGACCGAGAAGCUUGCGCUACUGGAGCAACAGAAUGCUGGCUUGGCUCAGCGACUGCAAGCAACCGUUGACGAUCUUGACUCGGCAGAAAUGGCAGCUCGUUCGACAGCCCUGACGCUGGCCGAAGAGAGGACGCGCAAUGUGAAGCUACAAGCAGAUAACGUCAAGCUUUCAGCGAACGAGAAGCGGCUGGCGGGUGCGCUCAGGGAUGCUCAAGACAUGCGACAAGAACUUGCCAACGAAACCAAUCGAGCUGAUGCAGCCGAGAGCAGAGCCAGACGAGCGCUCGAGCGUCUGGGUGAUCUUUCCUCGCGAUCAGCGGCUUCUCUGCCUCCGCAAGUCAUAGCGCCGGCCAAGCGCGUCCGUAAUGCAACUGUGCCAGUCAACAAUACACCAGAUAUGUCAGAUCUCAGCACUUUCGUUGGAGAGCUUGCCAACGAGAACGAGCUGCUACGAGCUAGCGUUGCUGAGCUCAAGCUCCAUCUGCGCGCUAAAGCCGACGAUUCGCAAUCUCAAUCCUUGACUCUCGACGAGACUCAUGGCAGCUUGUUGAGUCAGAUCCUACCGCCUGAUUCGCCGCCAGUUCGCGCCCGACCUUCGUAUCAGCGAAUGUCGCCUAAGCUUGCCCGUCGAAGAUCCGCUCUCGAGAUAUGCAGCGCUGCGCCGGCAGAAAUGACGUUGUUCCCUAGCGACGUGUCUACUUCAACCGAGCUGUCACAGAGCACGUCAUCUGUGCGGCCUCCACCGCACGGACGGGCAAGUGCGAUCAGCAAGAGCGAAGAAUUGUCACGAUCGAGCAGCUUCUCGGAUCAAGAGACCGCCUGCGAUCGUCAACACCUCCUCAAUGGCAGAGAUAUGCGCACAGCCUCUCUGCCGCUGCUUACAGAGCACGUCAGCAAAUUACUCGCUCGAUUGCGGGUGGCGGAUGUCGCAUCACUGGAGCAAAGACUAGCGCGUCAGCACUUGCCCGGCGAUGUCAGUCGACUUGCUGUCUCGACCAUGCGCGACAUUCUCACUGAAAUCGAAGGCCUCCGAGGCCACUUCCGCAGGGUCGUCGAGGGUGAGCAGGCCAGCUUGGCCGUACUUGACGAGCACGCUAGUCUCGUAGGUCGGCGUGACUUUGUCAAUCUUGUCAAACUUCUGCGAGACACGCUUUUCGAGGUCUCGAGGUUACGGGCGCUGCUCAACCGAAUCAUCCUCGAACCCGCUUUGGCAAAGAAGCUCAAAGAUCUCGACGUGUCAUCUGCGGCAGAGGAUGCGAUAGCGCUAUCGACGACCGAGCCAGCCUCAUCUGGUGGCAUGCUUGCACCCCUUGCUCGAUAUCUGCCUUACGUUGGUCUGUCAAGCGGACGAGAAGAGGACAAACCGCCACUUCGGAAGCAAGAUAGCCAUUCUCGCGUGCCUGUCAGACAGGCCAGCAAGCUUUCGUCUUGCGCUGCCGUUGCCUCUGCUACUGUCAACGUCGAAUUUGGCGCAAAAGGCGAAAAUGCGGUUGCUUCUGCUGGCGCAGAUUACGACGUUCCUGCGAGCCUGAGUCAAGCUACGGCGCGCAAAGGCGACAUCUUUGGCAUUUUUGCAGGCGGACGCACACAGAAUGAGAUCAAAGGGGCUCUGCGAGCUCCGGUUGCUGUAGCGCGAGCGCCGUUGGCGCCCGUAUCUGCCAACGUGCCGGCUAGGAUUCUUCGCAGGCGAGGAUUCUCUGACUCGUCCAUCAGAUCGACUUUUAUGAGCGAAACUCCUGCGGAUAAGCUGAUGCUUUCGACUGCCUCUCGUCAGAUGGCAGAUGGGUUGAAAGCUGUCGAAGCGGCUGCUAAGCCUGCCACUCUGGGCGUUGGACCUUCGGGCGAAGCGGUGCGUCAACUGACGCGCAUGAAGAGCUACUCCGACAUGUCUGUCAAGCCAACGCUACCACGAGAUGCUCCGCCACCCAUGCCGACGCGUGCGAUACCGAUCGUUGCGAGUUCGGCCAUCGACACAAAUGUCGGCUUCCUGACCAGCCUCGCAUCUUGGGCAGGCCAGAGUCCGACGGGCAAGCUAGACCACGAAGAAGGCAAGGCAUUCGUCGCGCCCCAGGCAAGACGCACACGACACGCUAUGGAAUGA